Mesorhabditis belari is the source of this 624-nucleotide messenger RNA. The record is from the annotation of a GenBank genome assembly. Lineage: Eukaryota; Metazoa; Nematoda; Chromadorea; Rhabditida; Rhabditidae.
AUGAAAUCUCUUCUAUUUUUCAUCGCUUUCUUUUAUUUUUCGUCAGCUGAAUUGGACUGUUCCUCUUCGAGAGAUGCUGGUUAUUCCUGUUCCAGCGGAUCACCCAAGAAAUUCUUCUAUUUUGAUAAAAGAGCCAAAGUCUGUCAACCUUUAUUCUACAAAGGCUGUGGCGGGAAUGAGAAUCGUUACGAGACAGCUGCUGAAUGCAAAGAAAAAUGUUUGAAUGAGGGAAAAACAACGGGAAAUGGUGGAGAGAAACAUGAAGAGAAUGAGACGGAAAUGAAAUUGGUGUUGAAAGCUGGACAUGAACAAUGGACACACGCCACAAAAUGCAACGCGACUUUCCUCAUUCCAAAUCAUAAAUACAUCGAGUGUACAAAUGGUGGAUGUCCUGAGAAUCAUUCAUGUUACAAUGGGAAUUGUUGUCCGAAUCGAGACUACGUUUGCUCACUGCCAGACGAAAAUGGCGAUUUUCAAGAGGGUGUCGAUGAUAAGCCACGAUUUGGAUGGUCAGACCAAUGGCAUACAUGUGUUCGUUUUUCUUACUAUGGAGCCAAUGGAAACUACAACAACUUCCCCAACUUUAAUCUUUGUCAAAAGUACUGCAACCCAAAAAAUCGACAU